Molecule: messenger RNA, 384 nt
Organism: Penicillium verhagenii
Lineage: Eukaryota; Fungi; Ascomycota; Eurotiomycetes; Eurotiales; Aspergillaceae
Exons: 2
Coding region: 1-384 (127 amino acids)
Source: RefSeq, a predicted model, not a curated record
AUGCUUCGAUUCUGGAAACGUCAAGGAUGGUUUAGGCUCCAUGGUACAGACCUUGUUGGAGACUUUGGUGGGGACGAUAGAGACAGAAUACUUCCCCGUGCUACUGUUAUCGUUGAGAAAGAAUUGUCUUUUUCUCAAGCCGAUGUGGGAUUGCGAUCACAGGAAUGGCUUGCUACCGAGGACCAAGGACGAUUCAUGAGCUUUGGGAUUGGUGGUGCUGGCAAUAUUAGAAGGCUAAUGCUUGGCUUCAAUUCACUAGGGUUUGCCUUCGAAAUGGACACUACUUCCAAUGCUGAUGAGCCGCCGCCAUUGACGUCAGAUUGCCAAGUAAUACCUACAGCCUUACUCUUUCGGCCACUUGUGUACGAUGAUACGAAUAUAUGA